Molecule: messenger RNA, 1641 nt
Organism: Lolium perenne
Lineage: Eukaryota; Viridiplantae; Streptophyta; Magnoliopsida; Poales; Poaceae
Product: kinesin-like protein KIN-14N
Source: RefSeq, a predicted model, not a curated record
AGUAACUUUGAACGGCGAGGAGAACAGCCCAUGUGCAAAGAGAGAUUCUGGGAACGGCCCAUGGAGUGAAGAAGGCGAGCCGCCGCAGCCGUCGCCGUCCUUUCCUCCGGCGAGCCGCCGCAGCCAUGGCAGGCCUCCCGCCGCUUCUUCCGACGCCGCCCGCAAGCCUCAAGCUGCGGGACACGGCCGUCGAGUCCCGCGCGCCCAAGCGACACCGCCCCCUGGAGCCGCCCGCUUCGGAUAGCCGCCGCCCGCAACCGGCUUCUCCGCCUAGCAGUAGGCGCCGAACAGGGGAGCUGCCUCCGCCGCCCAAGUCCAAAGUUCGGCGUCGAUCGAGGUCACCGCCGUCGUUCAGUGUUCGGCGUCGAUCGAGGUCACCGCCGCCGUGCAAGCACCCAGAAACUUCAUCAGCUACUGUAGUGAAUAGACCUGAUCCUGCAAUCAGGGGGCAUGAGCAGAAGUUGGAUAGCAAGAAGAUGGAUGGUAAAAACCAGAGUGAUGGCAAGGCUCCAAGCAGAAGUGCUCGUCGCAAGAAGAUAAAAAGACAGAUACGAGCGGAAGCUAAAAAAGAAUUUAGGGAGCACUCAGAAACUUCAUCAGGUGCAGUAGAGAAGACACCUGAUCCUGCAGUCCGGGGUGAUGAGCUGGAGUUGCAUAGUGAGAAGAUGGAUGGAAAAAACCAGAGUGACCACAAGGCUCCAAGCAGAAGUGCUCGUCGCAAGAAGAUGAGAAGACAAGUAUGGACGGAAGCUAAAAAACAAAUGAGGGAGAUGAAAAAGGACAAGCUGUUAGAAAAGAUUAAAAAGCUGCAAGAUUGCGCCUGGCUUCUGGAGAAGGAUGGUGCAGACAAGGCUGAAAUCAUGGAAUUCAGGAGUUUGAUUGAAUCAACAAAGAAGCAGUAUGGGGAGAAUGAGGAACUAUUGGCCCAGGCAGGAUCAAGUGCAUCACAGCAGGUGCUAAACAAUGACAGACUUGACAAAACUCAUGUGGAAACAAUGGCAGCUCUUGUAGAGACGGUUGAGGGAGAUGAGCAGAACAUGGAUUCUGGAGAAGCGGAGGGCAGAAGCCUGAAAGGUUGCAAGGAAGCUUCCAAACAAAGCGAACUAGCGGAGGAGGUGAACCGUCUCAAGAAUGAGAUCGAAACGGUCAGGCAAGACCGUGACUACCAGUCAGCAAAGGCGCAGUCUUUGAUGGCUGACAUGGCUAAGCAGAAAGAAGUCGCGAGAAGAUACGGAGUCGAGCUAGAGGAUGCUAUGAGUAGAGUCGCUGCCCUCGAGGAAAGAGGCCUACUGGAAAGCGAGACAAUCAGAACGUUGCAGGUUCAGCUUGCAUGUGCAAACGAGAAACUAAUGUUAGUAUCAUCUACCGCAAGAGAUUGAUGCCAGGCCGGAGCGCCGACCAGCCUUGCAAUGUUGGUUCAUCGUCAUCAAGUCAUCGAUUUGCUCGAGCGUCGGACACCGGCGCAUACCACAGACGCCAGGAAUCCUGAUGAAGGAUCGGUUGGUGUUUUACUGACAGCCAUAGCAGCAGAAACUAGUGUGUCGAACGAACCUGAUGGAUAUGUAGACAAGUGUAAUGUAACUAGUGCCUCUCACAAUUGUUUCUUUUAACUAAUGAUGAUUAAUGAAGUGCUGGGUUUCA